Molecule: messenger RNA, 690 nt
Organism: Trichomonas vaginalis G3
Lineage: Eukaryota; Parabasalia; Trichomonadida; Trichomonadidae
Product: protein desumoylation
Exons: 1
Coding region: 1-690 (229 amino acids)
Biological process (GO): protein desumoylation
Cellular component (GO): nucleus
Molecular function (GO): deSUMOylase activity
Source: RefSeq, a predicted model, not a curated record
AUGAUUCCACCAGAAUCCUUUUACUCCAACAAAAUAUACACUAGAGUUCCAAAGAGAACGGCACCAGUUAAACUAGAGGUAUCAAAACCUGCUUAUUAUGAGAAAACAGAAAAAAAUGCAAAAAUAAGAAUUCAGCUAAAAGUGAAUGAUUUAGACUGUCUUCAAAAGCAUGAAUGGCUUACUGAUAUAGUAAUUGAUGCAUACUUGAAAUAUUUAAUUAAUAAUUCUAGUUAUCCAAUUGGAGCUACAAAUACCUACUUUGGAAAGUUCUUAGAUAAAGAAAACUAUACAAGAAUGAAAACAUGGGAAGGAAUACCAAAUUUAUUAGAAGGAAAAUAUAAUUACUUUUUAAUUCCAUAUGCAACACGAGCACAUUGGAUACUUCUUGUUGUAUGCUGGCAGGAUCAUAUAAUCAGAGUUUACGAUUCUUUAAACCGGCCUUUACCAAGAUGUAUUAAAUAUCUUUCGUUCUUCUUGCAAGAAAAUACCAAAUUUACAUGGCAAGGACAACGAAUUAAAGUUUCAAGACAACAAAAUUCAAGUGACUGCGGGGUUUUCUUGUUGAAAUUUGCUGAAUGCAUCGUAACAGGACAAGAUCCUCUUCAGGUUAACCAAGACAUUGUUAGCACAUCAAGACUUGAAAUAAGAAAUAUACUUAUUGAUGCAAUCAAUCAAUAUGUUCUUAAUUAA